CUUUAUUGGAAGGCUCCUUUUUACAUAGGUUGUGUUGAACUUUUUCUCGGUUCCUAAAGAGGAUUACAGGUGUUUUCCUAUCGGACAGCUUUCAGGAUGCCAGACGUUGAGCCGCUCAGAUUCCCUUCAAGGGAAGAACGACCAACACAACAAGAUCAAGCAGACCUCCAAGGCGUCUGCUCUGGUCGACGUCGCACAUGUGCCUUGCUCAACAGUCCCUCGCCAUGUGUCAACCGUGCUAUUUACCAUGUCCAAGAGCUGAAGAUCACAGUGGAGAAUUGGCUUCAACAGUCUGGAAAAUAUCUGAUUGAUCAAGACACACACAAUUACAACAAAGCUUUAAGAUUUCAGUCCAGAGACUCUGAUACUGAUUCAGUGACGUCUACAGAGUUGUUCGUCGAAGGCAUCGCAAUAAGUGCAAGAGAAAGUUGCCCUUUAUCGCCAUUAUUGAAGAAAAUAAAUGAUGUCCUUGGAGAGGUUGUGUAUCUGAUCGAGCGGCUGGAGGCUGAUCGGCAGGACGCAGAAGAAGCUCUCCUCAAGGAGAAGAGAAGAAAAAUAUAUCUGGAGAACAAAGUUAACAGCAUCUCACUAUGGAAACAACAACAGCUCGCUUUUCUAGUGCAAAAAGAGCUUGAGGCUUGCAUUAAAGACAUCACUGCACUGAAAUGGCAACUUAAACUGGAAAGAGAACAACUUAACCAAGCCCAGGAGAAACUUUCACACACUGAGAUUUGUAACCAGAGCUUACACGAGGACAUACACUUUGCUAAAAAACAAACACCCAUUGUGAAGGAAAACCUAGAACUCCAGAGAGGCAUCAUCAAACAAAUCAACAUCGCACAAGCUGAGGCUGAUGAAGUUUACUCCGAAACACAAAAUGAUCUCACACUUGUGCAGAGGGAAUUAAAAAAGAUGGAGCAGGACGCCAACAAGGAAAAUAUAUCACUGGAUAAUAUACUGUUGGCGACGAAGAAUCAGCUCGCUAACAGAUUGGAAGAUCUAAAGCAGUUAAAGAAGGUUGAUGAAGGUCUGUGUGCUGAAAUACAGGACGCUGAAAACUCCAUUGCAGUUACAGAACAACAGUGUGCAGCCUUAACAAAACGAACCCCUGAAAUAAUGGAGCUCGAGCAAACUGAAACAGACACGAUUUUGCAGUUGAAACUUAAGAUUGGGGAUGAAAUGCGAAAGAAUAACAAAUUUAAAAAGAAGAUAAUCGCACUGCAAGAAGACAUGGAGAGAACUAGACUUCAUGGGGAAGCAGAGGUUUCCUGCACAGAAGAGCAGCUCCAUUCAAAACGUAAUGCUUUUGCAGCUCUUCGUAAAGAAAACAUGGAGUAUGAACAGAAUGUGUUGGACUACAAGAUAAACAUUACAGACAGUGUGAAGGCAGUGAAGCAGAUGCAUGAGGAGAGAAAGCAGAUGCUCCAGAAAAUCAUUGACAAUGACGAGCAGUGGGAAAAGGCCAAGGAGGAAGUGACCCAAGUUGUAGCCGACCACAGUGUCACCCAGGCUAAGCUGGAGGUGCAGGAGAAGAUCACCUUCACGGAAGAACAGAGGGCCAGGAAAGAGAUUGAAAACCUAAAGAAAGAUCUGACAGGUCAGAUGACUGCAGUGGAGCUACUGAAGGGUCAGUGUGCGACUAAAAGUGACGAAUUGUGUCGACAGCAAAGGAAUUCAGAGAUUACUAACAAAAAGCUUCAGAAAGAAUUGAAAGAAGCAUCCACAACAACAAAGGAAAUGGAGACAAAAAUUGAGAAAAUCAAGCAAUUGACAGACCAUUUAGAAAAGACUCAAUGUGAACACUCGAACACUUUAGUCAACCUUGAGAAGGAGAAGAAACUCAAAUGUGACAACCUGAAAGCGGCUCAGGAUUUACACAGUGCCACUGUAAAGAGAUAUGACGACACCCUGGGCAGAAUCACUGACCUUACAAAGAAGAGGGAUAAAUACCGGGAUGCUUCGGAGAAAAUGGAAAAAACAGUCGAAGACAUGCCAGAAGUCAUAGAAGAACUUCAAAGUGUUUUUGACGUGGUGGAAUUCAAAAACAAAUCAGCUGCGCUCGUAAUGAGCACAUUGCAGUCUGAUAUUAAUAACUGCCAACAACGAACACAGCGAUCCAUGCAGACACACACUGCUCAUGUUACAGCAAGAGAAAAGGAAAUGGAAGACACCAAGGAAGCACUACAAUUGUCCCUGAAGGAGAACAGACAGCUGGCCACUGAGUACGAAGAUCUAAAGAAGAUCCUCAUGGAGGCCAAACAAGAGGCAGUGUCUGCAUUGAACAAGAAAAACCAUGCACAUAAAUCCUUUCAUUAUUACACACAGCUCUCUUUGUUGCAGAAGAGGAUGCACAAAGCUUUGGUGAAAAACUUCAAACAACACAGCCUGUACAGCCAGGCUGAACUGGACCGGUGCCAGGCUCUUUCUCAAGACACCAACCGGAAAAUAAAAACAGCCCAGACAUUACAGGGAGCAGCCAUGUCUCAGUGGCCCAGCCUCAAAAGGCCCCAGCAGAUCACAGCUCAAAGCAGGGAGGAGUGGGGCACAGGGGGAGGAGCUAUCAGAGCGCUGCAGAGUGUGAAGGACAAAAGAGCUGGGGUAUUCAAGCGCACCACACCGUCACCCGUCACAGCUCAGCACAGGGACCAUCAGAGCAGGCAACACUCACUUUAA
This is a messenger RNA of Gymnodraco acuticeps, 2673 nucleotides long. Its product is annotated as coiled-coil domain-containing protein 178. The transcript has 20 exons. Bases 97 to 2673 code for a protein of 858 amino acids. NCBI's taxonomy places the organism in Eukaryota, Metazoa, Chordata, Actinopteri, Perciformes, Bathydraconidae. The record is from RefSeq and is a predicted model, not a curated record.